UAAGGAUGAUGCCAUUGAUCAGCAUGGGCUGACCUGACCAAUAAAAGAUGUCCAGUACGCUGAUGGUGGUCAAGUCUGACCCGAGGGACGCUGGAUCUCAGCGCUGUCGCCUCGGACCACAGCUCAUGGUGAAGCUCGGCCUCAACAUGGGCGAUCACGUCAAGGUGUCCCUCGCACAGGCAGAACUGCUGUGUAAGGCCUGGCCUCGGCAGGACCUGGCCGAGGGAAUUCUCCAAGCAGAUCGCUUCGUCUACAAAGAAGUUGAUAAAAGAAAUGUAGCAGAAAAGUUUGUUGAGGAAACCUGUGUAGAAAAGGUGGAAGUUGGAAAACUGAUACAGGCUGAUGUAGCAGUUGUUGUAGCUGGUGGUUUGAAAAAUGCCGUAGUUAAAGACAAGUCAUUACUUGGUCUAUACAUCGGUCAAAAACUUUUAAAUGUUGCUGUUUUCAGAGACUGCACGGUAUCAUAUGCAAAUAGGUCUUUCUUGGACAAUAUUGCCUAUGUCUUGGUGAAGGAUGUCAAAUGUGCAGAUUGCAAACAGGAUGCUGGUUAUGUGACAAAGAAAACAGAAUUUAACGUUCUAGAAGUGAUCAGGUUAGAACAAUAUAACCAGCGUCAGCAGUCGUCAGACAUCGCUCUCGGUGCGCUCCAUCGCCAGGCCUCGGUGAUAAAAGAAGCGAUCAGCCUCCCUCUGAUGUACCCACAGACUUUCAACAAACUCUGCAUCAAUCGACCAAUGGGAAUCCUCCUGCUCGGCCCACCUGGAGUUGGCAAAACCUCAUUGGUCAAGACAGUGGUAGCAGAAUGCCACGCCCACCUGGUGGCAUUAAACGGACCAGAUGUCUUUGGGCCACACCCGGGAGAAAGUGAAGAGAACCUGAGGAGGAUUUUUCAAGAAGCUGUCACAAUAUCAGAAGAGGGGCCCUGUGUCUUGUUCAUAGAUGAGUUGGAUGCCUUGUGUCCAAAACGAGGCGGCUCAGGAAAAAAUCAAGAGAACAGAAUGGUUGCACAGAUGCUGACUCUGAUGGACGGCUAUGCCGGGCGGGGCAGGCUGGUCGUGAUCGCGGCAACCAACCGGCCCAACGCCAUCGACCCUGCCCUCAGGAGACCUGGCAGGUUUGACAAAGAGGUACACGUAGGUGUCCCCAAUCAGCAGGAUCGUCUAGAGAUCCUCCAGGUGGUGAGCAGGGACAUGUCCCUCGCAGAGGACGUUGACCUCAGCAGGCUGGCAGAGAUGACUCCAGGCUAUACAGGUGCUGACCUGACAGCUGUCUGCCACCUGGCAGCCUACAGCUUACUGAGCAGGAGCCAUGCACAGACACAGGAUAAGAUACCGACACAGAUCAGUAUGGCGGCUCUUCGCAAAGCGCUGACCGAGAUCCGACCCUCGGCCCUGAAAGGCUUUGACGGGACCACAGAGGUCAGCCCUGUGGACUGGUCUGCCAUUGGUGGACUGGAGGAGGUGAAGGUCAAACUACAGCAGGCAGUGGUGUGGCCUCUCCUACACAGUGAAGCCUUCUCUAGACUGGGACUACCUCGUCCCAAAGGCGUGCUACUGUACGGCCCUCCAGGCUGCUGUAAGACGACGCUGGUACGGGCAGUGGCAGGCGCCUGUCAUGCCACGUUCCUCGCCGUCAGCGGAGCCCAGGUGUAUUCACCAUUUUUGGGGGAGUCUGAGAAGACGAUAAGUCAGGUCUUCCAGCGUGCCCGGGCUGCGGCUCCUACCAUCAUCUUCCUGGAUGAGAUAGACUCGCUGGUGGGUAAGCGCGGAGAGGGCGUCCAGAGUGGGGUACAGGAGCGCGUCCUCUCCACGCUGCUGAACGAGAUGGACGGGGUGGGCGUGGAGAUUUCAAGGUCAGGCGGCUCUGCAAAGGUCGCAGAGGGGUCAAGUUGUGACGGUCAGCUAGAGGAGAAGACUGUUCCAGUAACAAACAACAACGUCCUGGUGGUGGCAGCGACCAACCGUCCUGACCUGCUGGACCCCGCCCUGCUGCGUCCUGGUCGUGUGGACAGGACCAUCUACGUACCACCUCCUGACUCUACAGCUAGAGCAGAGAUCCUGCGUGUCCACAGCAGGAAGAUGCCGCUGGCACAGGAUGUGGACAUACAGGAGCUGGCAGACAGGACCAACAUGUACUCUGGUGCAGACCUGGAGAACCUGUGCAGGGAGGCUGCCAUGCAGGCCCUACAACAGGAGGGUUUGGAUGCAGGGGUGGUGAGACAUGCCCACUUCAUGGUAGCCCUGCAGGACACUGCCCCCUCUCUCCAUGAAGAGGAACUGCAGCAGUAUCAGGCUAUCUUCUCCAAAUAUAUAUGCACCCUCCACCGUGGGCAAAAUCGCAUUGCGGUUCUCACGGUCUUUCAUAGGCGGCGCUUUUGUAUUUACCAAUCCUUUCAGCUCAGUCACCACGUGAUCAUUGAAAGCAAAAUGGCGCCACCGAAGGCGAAAUUUCAGGAAACAGCAAAAGUCCGUCCAGGGGCAGAAGGACGAGCGCAGGAGAGAGCCCCACAGUCAGUCGGCAAAUAUACAAUAGAUGAGAAGGUGCUGUGUUUUCACGGGCCACUGCUGUACGAGGCCAAGGUACUGGAGGUACAGCAUCCUUCCAAAGGACAGGCCAAGGACAAACAAGUCCGAUACUUCAUCCACUACAGCGGCUGGAACAAGAACUGGGAUGAGUGGGUACCGGAGAGCCGUGUGUUAAAGUUCAGCGAUGCCAACCAGGGCAAACAGAAGGAACUUAGAGAAGCACAGGCAAAAGUUAAGAAGCAGUCCAAGGUGAAGCCGCGGGGCCAGGGCCCGCCUGAGGGGGGUGAGAAGGGGGAGGGCAGCCGGUCGUCCACCCCAUCUGUGGAGAAACAACAGGCGAAGAGAGGUGAGGCUGCUGAACAGACCCCGAUCACAGAACCUCCUCGGAAGAAGAGAGUGCGAGCUGACCCUACAGUAGAAGCGGAGGAAACCUUCAUGACCAGGGUGGAGAUCAAGGUGAAGAUUCCUGAUGAGCUGAAGCCGUGGCUGGUGGACGACUGGGACCUCAUCACCAGGCAGAAACAGGUAAAGUUGUUCCAUCUGCCAGCCAAAACCAACGUGGAGAAGAUCCUGGAUGACUAUCUGCAGCAGAAAAAGUCCAAAGGACUCUCUCCGAACCAGGAGAGUGCCAUACUGGAGGUGACAGCAGGAAUCAAGGAGUACUUCAAUGUCAUGCUGGGCACACAGCUUCUCUACAAGUUUGAGAGACCGCAGUAUGCUGAGAUCCUGGCAGACCACCCUGACACACCUAUGGCUCAGAUAUAUGGGGCACCCCACUUACUGAGACUGUUUGUGAAACUGGGGAGCAUGCUGGCCUACACACCUCUGGAUGAGAAGAGUGUACAACUGCUGCUCACACAUCUACACGACUUCUUAAAAUAUCUCCAGCGGAAUUCUUCAUCCCUCUUCAACGUGGCUGACUACGAGGUGGCUCCUCCAGAGUACCACAGAAAGGCCGUGUAGAACUGGGACGUUUCUCUCACAGAUGUGUACAUGUACUGUUGGAUCAGGAGAACUGCUGAUGUGUUCUUCAGUCAGCUGGGCAGAUGUAAAGACUAAAAACUGACAAAGUAGUCAGUGGGAUCAUGUCAUCUUUCAAACAGUUUCAUUCCACUUGAAAAGAAGUUUCAGUGGCUAUGAAUUAACUUGGUACAAAGUAAAUGUUAUCUGCUGAGAAGUUGCAGUACAGGAGUAUACUGAUAGGGGGAAGGCAGUAGAUGACAUCUUUCAAGUCCUUAUAAAGUCAUGGUACAUCUACUAUUACCCAUGGGCAACAAACCGGAUGGGGCGAUAUAGUGGUAUAAACAUGUAUUAAACAUAUAGACAUCAUGUGUACUAAUAUUAUUGAUAUUAGUAUGUGUAGUAAGUUAAGCUUGUAUGACCGCAGUCCACAUGAUUAGGUACAUGUCUGUCCCAUUCCAUGAGUGGACAUGGAUGCUAGGAGAGGAAGAAAAUGGAAUGGAGCAAAAGACUACAAAUGACUUUGUACAUUGGAUGUACUUUUUGUAAAGAAGGAAUAAAAUUGUGUAUGGAACAUU
Molecule: messenger RNA, 4063 nt
Organism: Branchiostoma belcheri (Belcher's lancelet)
Lineage: Eukaryota; Metazoa; Chordata; Leptocardii; Amphioxiformes; Branchiostomatidae
Product: spermatogenesis-associated protein 5-like protein 1
Exons: 22
Coding region: 48-3488 (1146 amino acids)
Molecular function (GO): ATP binding; ATP hydrolysis activity
Source: RefSeq, a predicted model, not a curated record